This is a messenger RNA of Monoraphidium neglectum, 429 nucleotides long. RefSeq names its product Photosystem I reaction center subunit XI. Gene Ontology annotation, biological process: photosynthesis. The coding region runs from base 1 to 429 and encodes 142 amino acids. The record is from RefSeq and is a predicted model, not a curated record. The transcript is spliced from 2 exons. Gene Ontology annotation, cellular component: photosystem I; chloroplast thylakoid membrane; photosystem I reaction center. NCBI's taxonomy places the organism in Eukaryota, Viridiplantae, Chlorophyta, Chlorophyceae, Sphaeropleales, Selenastraceae.
AUGGCUGCCCUUCAGGCUCGCUCUCUUGGUCUGGGCCUUCGUGCCAGCGCGCCCUCGCGCAAGUCCGUGCUGUGCCGCGCUGAGAACAAGGCCCAGGUGAUCCAGCCCCUCAACGGCGACCCCUUCGUCAGCAUGCUGGAGACCCCCGUGACCUCGUCGCCCCUGGUGGUGUCGUACCUGUCCAGCCUGCCCGCCUACCGCACCGGUGUCUCGCCGCUGCUGCGCGGCGUUGAGAUCGGCCUGGCCCACGGCUUCUUCCUGCCCGGCCCCUUCAUCAAGGUCAAAGGGGGGGGGGACCGCGCUCGCUCGCCAUGGGGCAAAAGAGCCAAGGCUGCAGGGCGCACUAAGGGGGGCUGCCCUCGCAGCAACAGGCGCGAGUGGGCGCGGAUGGGGACUGCAGAGCGAGCGCAGGGGGAGGCGGGGUUUUGA